Messenger RNA from Erigeron canadensis, 1290 nucleotides. RefSeq names its product serine/arginine-rich SC35-like splicing factor SCL30. Lineage: Eukaryota; Viridiplantae; Streptophyta; Magnoliopsida; Asterales; Asteraceae. The record is from RefSeq and is a predicted model, not a curated record. The transcript has 8 exons. Gene Ontology annotation, molecular function: RNA binding. The coding region runs from base 237 to 1013 and encodes 258 amino acids.
CAAACCCGAGGACCAAAGGACGAAUUCCCUUCUUUUUCAACGAAAACCAAUUACUCCGGUCAUAGAAGCUAACAGAGCCGUUCCAGUUUCACCAAUCCACUUACUUUGUAUUCUCGAUUUCCCUUUCUUUCAAUUCCAGCAUCUGGAUCUUCUGCUAUUGGAUUCGAUAUUGACCAAUGGUUAAGCACGGCAGCUAAACUCUCCUUUCUUGUGCUUUUAGUUGCAGAGAUUGAACAAUGCGGAGAUACAGUCCUCCUCGAAGAGGGUAUGGGGGCCGACCAAGAAGUCCUCCCAGAAGGGCAUAUGGUGGUGAACGUGAGCGAGGGAGGCCUAAGGAGCAGAAUCAUGGUAGUCUUUUGGUUCGCAAUAUUCCCUUAAAUUGCAGGCCUGAAGAGCUUCGGGUCCCGUUUGAAAGAUAUGGAGUGGUCAGAGAUGUCUAUCUUCCGAAGAACUAUUAUACUGGGGAACCUCGUGGAUUUGCAUUUGUACAGUUUGUGGAUGCUUAUGAUGCCGUAGAGGCACAACAUCAUAUGAAUGGCAGAAUGUUUGCUGGUAGGGAGAUUUCUGUUGUUCUGGCUUCAGAAUCAAGAAAGAGGCCUGAAGAGAUGCGCCGAAGAACUAGCGUUAGGGGACCAUCUGGUCAUGAUGAUCGCCGAACCUAUCAUGGGCGAUCUCGCUCGCUGUCGCGGUCUCGCUCCCCUCGUCGUCUUCAAGACACUAAGAGCCGUCAUCGGUCAAGGUCCUACUCUCCUGCCCCUAAACGACAAAGGGACUAUUCUCCAUCUCCUGUUCGAAGACAGCCUCGGUCACCUAGAGGUUCUCCUCUAGACCAUGAUCAUGCUCGUAGAUCUUAUUCUCCAGGUUAUGAUGGUGCUGCUGACCAGAAUGUCGAUAGGUCUCCACACAAAUAUGAUAGAAGAAGAGGGCGUUACAGGUCUUCUCCUGGUGGGGCAUCAAGGUCGCCACCGGGAUCCAGGUCCAGAUCUGCUGAUAUAUCACCACCCCGGGAAUGAACUAGUAAGCGUAGCUGAACACCUGUCAUGUUGCGUGCGUGUUUUCUGUUUGUACGUAUAUGUUUGACCAACACCAAACUUGGUGAUCCGCCUGUGGGAAGACUUUCUAUUGUAUUCCACUGUUUCAUAUUCUUUCUGUACCUGCUAGAAGGCUAAUGGUUGAAGUCAUGUUAUGCACAACUUGGUUAUUUUUCUUGUUCCUUAUGUUCUCUUUAUAGCAGGAUGAAGACCCAGAUUUUUGUUUGAUAAUGCAAGUGUGUUUUGUUCUAUUUGUUAA